AUGUGCCAGCAGUUUAGCCUAACACCACCGAGGCACACCUAUUUGAGCGGACGUGCACUGCUGAAUAUGACACAGAAGGACUUUGUUGCUUUGGCACCGGAAGGCGGUGACACGCUCUAUGCUCAACUACAGUUAUGGAAAACCGCCUUUGAAUCCUAUCAUCAACAGCAGAGUGGUGGACAGAGCAGCGGCGGUAUGACCGCUGCUGACAAUUCAAUGCCAAAGAACAAUUGGAUGGCCCCUGGCCAAACAAUGAUAGCAAAUGAUCAAAUGAAGGGUGCUGCGGUUUUUGGACAACAGUAUCCGGUCAACGAUAUACAACAACAGCAAUAUUUCGGUAAUGGUAACAUGAACACCGCACAAACCCCGCCAAGCGAAGAACAACGUCCCUCACCCUUUCCACGACAUUCCGGCACCGUACAUUUAUGGCAUUUCAUCCGAGAAUUGUUGGAUCAUCCUAAUAAACAAUAUGGAUCGUGUGUUCGUUGGGUGGAUCGCGACGAGGGAACGUUUAAAAUUGAGUCUUCUCAUCAUUUGGCGAGAUUCUGGGGUCAACGAAAGAAUCGUGCUCAGAUGAAUUACGAUAAAUUGUCACGAAGCCUCCGACAAUAUUACAAAAAAGGUAGUGUCUGAUC
Molecule: messenger RNA, 635 nt
Organism: Strongylus vulgaris
Lineage: Eukaryota; Metazoa; Nematoda; Chromadorea; Rhabditida; Strongylidae
Source: the annotation of a GenBank genome assembly